Messenger RNA from Microthlaspi erraticum, 513 nucleotides. The record is from the annotation of a GenBank genome assembly. NCBI's taxonomy places the organism in Eukaryota, Viridiplantae, Streptophyta, Magnoliopsida, Brassicales, Brassicaceae.
AUGAGUAGAAAAGGAGUUAUAGCCAAAAGAGUGAAGACUGCUCCAGACGGCUCUAUCGAGAAUCAGCGUCCGAACGCGCAGUCCGGCUGGCCGAGGAACGAAUGUUCCGGCCGGCCGCGAUAUCAUCGCGUCCGCAAGUCCACGGCCGAUCCCACGUCCGACCCGGGAAACAUCGUCCCGCGGUCGGCCAACCACUUCACACGCCACGCCGCGCACGACCGCGCCGGGAAGGCAAGCCUCGCGGCCGCGCACAACCUCACGUACCGCGGCCGACGCAUCCGUCCGACCAGGAAGCAUCGUCCCACGUCCGGCCAAGUUCAUCGGCCAAAUUCAUCCGUCCGACCCGCGGCCGACCGAAAACUCCGGCCACGAUCGUUCCGACCGUCGAUAGCCGAACGACCCGACGACCGGCCGAUCGUCCCGACCGACCGUCCGAACGCCGCGGUCGACCCGAAGCCGUUUUUGAAGCCCAAUCCGCACAAUUCAAGCCCAAGCCGGCGCCGACCUAGCUAG